GAGAGAGGAAGUGGCGGCGAUGGCGCUGCUGGAUGUUUGCGGACUGUCCUGCGGCGACUGGGACUCGCCUCUGCCGGGAGGGGUGGCCGCCGCCGGACCCCGCCAAGGGCUCCCGCACUACGCUUUCGGGGUGCGGGAGCCCCAGAUGGCGGUGCUCCCGGGGAUGCAGCCCGCCGAGGUCAUGAAGAGCCUCUCGGAGAGCAGCGGCUCCCGGUUCGAGCCAGUCCACGGCACCACCACUCUGGCUUUCACCUUCCAGCACGGAGUCAUCGUGGCCACCGAUUCCCGGGCGACCUCCGGCAGCUACAUCAGUAGUUUGCUGUGCAACAAGGUGAUUGAAAUCAACCCUUACCUGCUGGGCACCAUGUCUGGAUGCGCGGCCGAUUGCCAAUAUUGGGAGCGUCUCCUGGCCAAAUAUUGCAGGCUGUACUUCCUUCGGAACAAGGAACGGAUCAGCGUCUCGGCUGCCUCCAAGCUCUUGGCCAACAUGCUGGUUGAAUACCGGGGCAUGGGUCUCUCAGUGGGCAGUAUGGUAUGCGGAUGGGACAAGAAGGGCCCUGGUCUGUACUACAUUGAUGACGGAGGUGCUCGGCUGAAAGGCCCCCUUUUUUCCACGGGAAGUGGAAACACAUACGCCUAUGGAGUCCUGGACAGUGGGCAUCGGCCUGACCUGAGCGUGGAGGAGGCCUACGACCUUGGCCGAAGGGCCAUCUGCUAUGCCACCCACCGUGAUUCCUACUCGGGCGGAGUAGUAAACAUGUAUCAUAUGAAGGAAGAUGGCUGGAUCCGGGUUGGGCGGACGGAUGUCAGUGACCUGCUCCACCAGUAUUCAGAGGAGAAGAAGUGAGAUGGGCAGAUGACCACAAGCACAGAGAUCUUCUGACACUCAGGGCUGGCAGAGAGGAAACGGAUGGGGGACCGUCCCCACUGUCUUUUCACGGGGCAACAAUAAACCGCAUUUGAGCUCA
Pantherophis guttatus is the source of this 968-nucleotide messenger RNA. It is a transcript of the gene PSMB8, whose product is annotated as proteasome 20S subunit beta 8. Gene Ontology annotation, cellular component: proteasome core complex; cytoplasm. Gene Ontology annotation, molecular function: threonine-type endopeptidase activity. NCBI's taxonomy places the organism in Eukaryota, Metazoa, Chordata, Lepidosauria, Squamata, Colubridae. The record is from RefSeq and is a predicted model, not a curated record.